AGAUUUCAAAGAAAACAAAAAUGUCUGCGCGUGGGAGUCAGCACAUCGUGUGAGACUUCAACUGUACGUAGACAUCUCGUGGUGCUCUUGCCUUCCUUUUCCUUUCCCUUUGGUCUUGUUGCUCAUCUUUUGUUGGACGGGGAAAACAUGAUCCACCGUCGGCGCGUCAUUUGGCGGCCUUACUGCUCGUUACAGGUGGCUUUACCUCUCGGCAGUGUUCCUGGGUGCGUUCCCCGCCGCCACAUCCACGACGCGCCGUGCAACGAUCAGGGGAAGCAAACAGCUAGAGGUACAGGAGGCGCACCUCACGACAACCGUAGCGCAUUGCUUGCAACCGAAAACGGCACCACAACUCAUCGCGGCGAGCCAUGGCGUGAGUGGCUUUCAACGGAGCAGUUGCAGCGAAUUGACACCCUCACCUACCUGCUUGGCCACUACCCGCUGCCAGGGACGACUACCGCUACCGCUGCGUCUGCCCAGGGAGAGUUAAGGUGGCGCAAGGUGCCGGAUGAAGAACCUUCACCGGCAUCUUUCUCCUCAACGGCAACGGCGCUACCAGUAGGCAGCAACAGCAGGACAAAUCCACCCUUGCGUGUGAACGGACCACUCCGGGCGAAGAAAACGAAGUUGGCCGCCCUUAACGCCCGUGCCCUCCCGCCGAAACUCAGUACAAAUGGCGCAGGGGUGAAACGUGAAUCUUCCAUGUUGCCCUCCCCGCACAGGAAGUCGACGAGCCGGUUGUGGGCUGAUAACGCUUCCUCACCACAGCUCUCCUCCUCCACCUUCUCGGUAAGCCCCGUAGAAAAAGGACCGUGUACCGCCGUCGAAGUAGUCGAGCGGCUCGCGCAGCGGUGGCUGCGUACGGAUCGCCGAAAGCGGACACGGCAGGUGAAGGCAGAUGCCGCGGAAGACGCCGCCUGGCAGGCGCUGCUGCAGCAUCCGCCGCACCUCUUCGCAGACGACGCGGCAGUGUACGCGCGCUUUGGAAUGGGUGCCUACGUCAGCCCAACUCUACCUGGCUUCACCGGGUUGUUUCGUCAGCAAUGGCAGGACUUUCAUGUGACAGAGAUGGUCAUGACUCCUGCCGAUUCUACCGCCGGUGCCGACUGCGUGAGCAGCAGUGCCACUUCCCUCUCACCUAAUGGUUCGAAGGGAAUGUUUUGUGAUGCGGUGCCUCUUUCACGACGAUUCAACUUUAGCAUUCCACCGCUGCCCGACGAAUUGCUUUCCGGCGAAGACGAGACUCCUACGCGUGAAAGAGGCGACGGGGCUGGGGAAGAGCCAGAUCUGUCCUUUUUUGCCGUGGACGUGAAGCAGCGUAUUCAGGAGCUUCGGACGCAAGACGUCCGCGAAAAAGACCGUGCAGCUGUGGCCGAAGUGCUCCUGAAAGAAGAGCAGCGUCGCGCAUCGGGUCCUGAAGGGUCUUCAUGCAGCGACAGCGAGCACGGAGAGACCGAGACGAGCGUCCCGUCCGAGGCAAACCCGUCAAGAGCUGUUACGGCACGUUUUGCCGCCAGCAGCGCUGAUUUCGAUGCGGCCGGCGCCGACGGCAGUGGUCGUCACUUCCUGCAGUGCACGCUGCACAAGCAGCACAUAGCGCACGGCAAUGCGCUAGCGGUUCUCGCGCAGACCCUCCGCCUCCACCCCCGUAGCAUCAGCGUCGCCGGAAUUAAAGACUACGUCGGCGACACCGUGCAGCGCGUGCGGCUGGAGAACGUUUCCCCCUCCUCCGCCCUCGCGGCCAACAGCCACUUCCGGCAAAAACGACUGAGGAUGACGCUUUCGGACUUCUCGUACGAAGCGGCGCCUCUCUUGCCGGGUGACCUCUUCGGCAACCAGUUCCGCGUGGUACUGCGGGAUGUGGACGUGCCGAAGGGUGAUCUCGCCGACGCCAUUGCCGCGUUUGCGGAGAAGGGUUUCCCGAACUACUACGGAUGUCAGCGUUUCUCGUGGUUUGCCGGGCGGCAGGACGCGGCCUUCGCGCUGCUGCGCCACAACUGGCUCGCCUUUGCCUUUCUGUUUCUCAACUUCACCGGCAAGGACCGCACUCUGCGCGAGCUGCUGCAGCGGCCAAGGAAGUAUCCCCACCCUACCCAGGACGAGUACCGCCGUGGGGUGGUGCGGCGUCUGCGGCAGAUCUCGAUCGAACCAGCGGAUCUCGACGUCGCCCCCUUUCUCUCCUGUCCGCUGCUCAACACCCCCCUCACUCACGUCGACGGCAGGCCAUUUGGCGAGGUCGAGGAGUUGAUCUGCAUGCAGCUUCGGGAGGCGUACUUUGACUUAAACGCGCAGAGCCGCCGUCUGACGGCGCAGCGGUUGUCGAGCUACCUGUGGAACCAAGUCUUGACGCUUCGCCUGCACCACAUGGGCGGAGAGAGGGUGCUGGACGGCGACGUCGUCGCGCCAGCUUCUUUUCGCCAGCUUUCAACCGAUGUGGACGACAGACAGGACUGGUACCACGUGUUUGGCGACCAUGUGACCAGCGAGAACCGUCACCGCUACACCAUUGAAGACGUUGUGCAUCCCGGCUUUUCCUUCGACGCCAUCGCGCUGCCGGACAACGUCAUCGGGGCCUACUACGAGCAGAUCUGCGGCAAAUACGCGCUGGAUUGGACGGCGCAGCACUCCCGCUCGGGACUGCGCGACUUCCGCGAGCCGCCGCGGCCGAUCAUCCGCAAACCGCUGAACCUCUCGCACGCGUACAACGCAGAGACGCGUGUGCUGACGCUGGAGUUCGCGCUCGAGCGCGGGUGCUACGCGAACGUGGCGCUCUCGGAGCUGAUGAAGUCGGUGCGGUGCAUCGGCUCGGAGGCGGUGACGUUGCUGCCGCUGCCCGAUGCGCUGUGGGGCACCUUCGGCGAGGAGGAUCCCGGCCACGUCACGACCCUGCAAGACAUCUACGAAGGCUACGAGGACGGCGUGGGCUUCAUGAACGACGAGGCGCCGGUGGAGCGUGCGAGGGAGUCGGAGACGAAAGUGUGGGAUCACGACGGUCCACUUUUCCGUCCUGCCUCGGACGAUCCGUACCGGAAGGCACACCGCUGGGGCAGCCAGCACCUCCUGCGCAACUCGGAGCGGCGGGAGAAGGAGGCCGAGGACAUGAAGCGGAUGCUGUUUGAUCGUCCGCUGGCGAAGCAGCUGCGGGAGGGUGAAGUCGACACGUACGCUGGCCACAUCGUCCCCCUCCCGCCAAACGCAUCGGCGAAGCAAGUGUACGCAAAGGUGAUGCGCCGAAAGAAGCGUUACGCGGGCGCACCCAAGUCGGUGACGCGCAUGAAACGAUCCACGUCGCCGUCGUCGCACCGCCACCGCAGCGGUGGCGCCAAGAAAUUGCCCUGCUUUCAGUCGCUCAACAAGAACUCGUGGAACUUUACCUGGUAA
Molecule: messenger RNA, 3381 nt
Organism: Leptomonas pyrrhocoris
Lineage: Eukaryota; Euglenozoa; Kinetoplastea; Trypanosomatida; Trypanosomatidae
Product: putative mitochondrial tRNA pseudouridine synthase
Exons: 1
Coding region: 148-3381 (1077 amino acids)
Biological process (GO): pseudouridine synthesis
Cellular component (GO): nucleus
Molecular function (GO): RNA binding; pseudouridine synthase activity
Source: RefSeq, a predicted model, not a curated record